AUGGACGAAAAACAACGUGCGGAUAUGGUCGAAGAUGGAAUUGCGACCGAAGCCGUGCGUAAAAAAAUUUCCAAAGACGACGAAGCGAAUAACGAUGCCGAUGCCACCGCCCUGUUCGGUGUCUUCGGAACGAAACAACGGUUAAAAAUCACCAAGAUUUUAAGCGAUCACGGUUUGUACGCACCGUAUCAUUUCGCGAAAGAUCUACAAUACGUUAUCACGUUACCGCAAGCCUCGGAAAUCAUGAAUGCUCAAAGCGGAGAAACCGUCGACGGUUAUUCGUUAGAAAAUCUAGAAUUGGAAUACGAAUCCAUCGAGAACACAAAUCUUGCCCGAAAAUCUGAAAAUUUGUACGGAGCCGAACGCGAAUUAUCGUUCGAACAUGCGACGUUGAUGAAAAAGACCGAAUGGGACAAGGACGUAACGAUCGUCAACGAAACCAUCAACUUACCGCGACGUAGCAUGAAAGCCGUCGUGAUGUUAUUCACGGAAAAAAACACCGACCGAUAG
Messenger RNA from Paramuricea clavata, 510 nucleotides. The record is from the annotation of a GenBank genome assembly. NCBI's taxonomy places the organism in Eukaryota, Metazoa, Cnidaria, Anthozoa, Malacalcyonacea, Plexauridae.